Myxocyprinus asiaticus (Chinese sucker) is the source of this 3786-nucleotide messenger RNA. RefSeq names its product ceramide synthase 2-like. Gene Ontology annotation, biological process: ceramide biosynthetic process. Gene Ontology annotation, molecular function: DNA binding; sphingosine N-acyltransferase activity. The coding region runs from base 357 to 1508 and encodes 383 amino acids. The record is from RefSeq and is a predicted model, not a curated record. The transcript is spliced from 11 exons. Gene Ontology annotation, cellular component: membrane. Lineage: Eukaryota; Metazoa; Chordata; Actinopteri; Cypriniformes; Catostomidae.
UAUAGUACACUCAUCAUCACCGAAAAAGCGGAAGAGACCAAUUACAGGGAGGUGGAAACACUUUGUAAAACACGGCAGGAAAUACCAUAAAACUGAGAGAAGAUCGACAUAUAACUCACAGCUGUUGCUUGGUGCGGAUACUCUUUCCGUUCAACUGUUUUUACCGACCAGAAAAGUUUUUGAGGUCCUGGAGGAGAGAUGCGGGUGGUAAACAGUCUGGCCGGACCGUAAAUCCACUAACGGAGCACUUUAAAGUCAGCGGACGUACCGGAGAAGUGUUCACACACGCGGCUAACAUCCAUCAUCACGCUCCGGUGUUUCUGUUGCGCGUCAGCACAGACCCGUGACUGAACAAUAUGUUGGAGGGGUUGAGUGAAGUGUUGUGGCAGGAGCGUCUCUGGUUCCCAGAAGGUUUGGGAUGGGCAGACCUGGAAGACCAUGAUGGGCGGGUCUAUGCAAAGGCUCGGGAUUUGUGGGUGGUACUGCCAAUCGCCCUCAUGUUUCUUGUGAUUCGACAGAUCUUUGAGAGGGUUGUUGCUACACCACUAGCCUCAUUACUGGGCGUUAAGGAAACUGUCAGACGGCGAGUUACACACAACCAAACACUGGAGUCCUACUACUGCAACACAUCUAAAAACCCCACACAGAGUUCAGUAGAGAAACUGUGCAAGCAGACGGGUUGGAUAGAAAGACAAGUCCAGCGCUGGUUUAGACGACGGAGAAACCAAGACAGACCUAAUGUUCUUAAGAAGUUUCGUGAGGCCAGUUGGAGAUUCACCUUUUAUCUUCUCGCCUUCAUCGGUGGUCUUGGUGCACUAAUUGAUAAACCCUGGUUGUAUGAUUUAAAGGAAAUGUGGAAAGGGUUCCCCACUCUGACACUGUUACCAUCUCAGUACUGGUACUACAUGCUGGAACUGGGUUUCUACUUUUCCCUUCUGUUCAGUGUGGCUUCAGAUGUCAAGCGUAAAGACUUCAAAGAGCAGAUCGUUCAUCACGUGGCUACCAUCACACUGAUCAGUUUCUCCUGGUGUGUGAAUUACAUCAGAGCUGGAACACUGAUCAUGUUUGUGCAUGAUUCUGCAGACUAUUUACUAGAGUCAGCUAAGAUGUUUAACUACGCAAGAUGGAAGAACACAUGUAAUUACAUAUUCAUCUUGUUUGCUGCAAUCUUCGUCAUCACACGCCUCAUCAUCUUCCCUUUCUGGAUCAUGUAUUGUACAUGGGUGUAUCCCGUAACUCUGUACACUCCAUUUUUUGGAUAUUACUUCUUUAAUGGGCUUCUGCUGGUGCUGCAGUGUCUGCACAUCUUCUGGGCCGCACUGAUUAUACGCAUGGCCCUCCGCUUCCUCACCAGCAAUUCGUCAGUAGAGGACGAAAGGUCUGAUAAAGAGGAGACGGAUGAGUCCACAGAGGAGGAUGAUGAGAUGAAAAAUGGAGAAAUAAAGAAAAACGGAGCAAUUCAGAAUGGUCACGCUGCAUAUAACAACAAUCACUCUAAAACAGAGUGAUUUCCUGAGAAGAGAGGAGCUUAAAAGAACAUUUAAAGAGGAGAAAGUAAAAAAAUAUAUAAAAAUGAGCGAAACCCGAAGUGAUAUUUCUUCUCCUCAAGCUGAACAUGAAAGAAGAGCCAGGAAGAAACAGGAUUGAUUCCAGUUUUCAUGAGCAAAAAAUUGCUGUGUACACUAGUGACAAAACACGCACAUGCCACAUACAAUAACAGUCUGACACAUCAGUCAAACGUGUGAACCUCUGAAGUCAUUCCUCUCUUUGGGGGAGAAACAGGGAUUAAUGUUGCCUCUAUUGAGAUUUUGGUCAACACAUGCCUUUCUUUGCCAUUGUUUGCUUUAUUAAUCCUUUGCUUUCCUUGUUUUUUUAUUUAAAAAACUGGCAAGCCACUGCAUCUUUUCCAAAGCAUAUGAAUCUGCAUUUACAUGUUUUUUAUUUUACACUGUAGAAUUUUUUUAUUUUGUUUUACAGCCAAAAAUGAGGUACAUCUUUAUACCAAAUGUUCAGUUUUUCAAGCAAGUCAGUCCACUGUUGGUCAUGUUUGGAACGCUCUCAGGAGGCUAUUUCCAGUCAUGACAGUGCAGCUCCUAUCUACUUGAAUGGGGAAAGACCGAAAUCUCCAAAAAGUUUGGUCAAGAUUACGAUCAAAGGACAUAUUUCAAAUCAUCAGUAAAAUAUGACAACACUUGAAAUCAUAAAUUGUGUUCUUUACGUGUAAGCCGCCCUCCCCAGGACCAACGAGAUCACAAAUGAUGAGAGCACUCUUAAAGACGGGUGGUCAGAAAUGGCACUGCCCGUCUCUGCUAAAUAGUCUCUGCUUUAACCAACUUGUUCGAAAAGAUUCCUUUCAAACUGUUGCUCCACCAUAACAGAUGAAACUGACAAUAGAGAAAGACAGUAUACGCUAACGCUAUUAUAGCGCCCCUUGUGUCAACACAGAGAAUGCAUCGCAUACUUACAUUGCACAAUAAAUUGCGUACUGACACUUUUGCGUGCAAUAGAACUUGCAUAGCUAAUAGCGUUCACAUAUAUACGCAGAGUAUGUUGCAAGCGAUUCCUAUUAUCCAUUUGAUUUUAAACCAAGAGUAAUGCCACGUCCACACUAACCUGCUGAAGUUUGAAAACUCAAACAUUUUCAGUUUCUAAAUGAAAAACAACCAUUUCCAGAGUGUGCAGUCGAAACGCCCUGUUUUCGGUGGUGGAAAACCCCAUUCUAGUGUGAAAUUAAUGCGUUUUCAAACUAAAAUUUAUUGGUGUGGGCGUUGCCUAAAUCUACACCAGAGUUCCUAACACUGUGUAAAUACGUAUUGGCCAGUUGUAGCAUGUUCGUUUUUACAUAGAUUUCAUUUAUUCGGUUUCGGAACAUUUUAAAGCCACAAGCCAAAGAUAGAAUGGUUGUGUAAACUUGUGGGAUGUUGUGUUGAUGUAGUUUGAACUAGAUGAUUUAGAAGUUUCAGAAUGUUAUUUAUUCUCUGUGGUAAUCAGAAAUGCAGUGAGCUUUUGUUUACCCAUGGGUUCACAUUCAAGGUCCUGAAUAUCACUGCUGGUUUUUCAUGAGACUUAUUGUGGGAGGAAUCAUGAAAUGUUUAAAACAUAACAAGCUAGAUCAUAAAAUUAUCUUUGCAUUUUACAUUUCAACAAAUUGUCAUCUGGUAAUUAUGAUCUGGCCAGAGUAAUGUUAGUAACAAGGACAUUAUAGAAUUAAAGAACAUUGAUCGAGAAUCUAAAAAAUUAAGUAUCUGCUGCUUUGGAGAACCAAAACUUGAAAUGUAUAUAUAUAUAUUCUCUUUUUUUCCCUGAAAUUGAUGUUAUGACACUAUCCUUCAUUCUUCUCACCAAAAGCCUGUUUUAUCACAUCUUAAGACCUUUUUUAACAGUAAAUUCAUGCUGUUCUCAUUAAUAAACUGUUUCCAGUCCUGGGGCUAGACUAGUGUUUCCAGGAGUUUCAGCUUUUUAAUAUUAGUCCAAGAGAGCAUAUAGUUCAUUUCCCUCAUAAAGUCUGAUGUUUUCUUACAAAUGCUGUGGGUAUAUUGUUCGGUGGGCCAGGGGUAUUUGAAAAACCUUUAAUUUCCAAGAGUCCUUUUGUCAUGAUCUUUUAUUUCCUGAGUAGCUGUCUUAAGCCUUCUCUAAAAUAAUCACUCCUUUGAUUUCAUCAUUCCUCCCAUUUUUCAACUCAGACACAGUGUUAUCUUUGUUUUGUAUUUGCCUGUGUUUUACUAUGAUGAUGAUAUUAUUAUGGAGAAUGUUAACAAUAAAAUACUGAAUGGGAGUCACACCUGA